AUGCAAAAGGACGAACCACAACCCCAAGCGGCCCCGACUGUCCAAGACAUCGAGGCCGCGCCCCCAGCAUACGCACCAAGGACGGCCGAAGAACCCGCAAACCCCAACCAAGCCCCCAACCAACAACCGGCGCCCGUAAAGGAGAUGCCGACAGAUCUAAACGCACAGCAACCGCAAUCAACGGCACCGAUGGCGGCGCAACAGCCAGUCCUCGGGGUGAUUCCCAUAAAUCAGCUUGGUGAUCAGCCGCAGUGGAUCGACUGCCCCUUUUGCCAGCAGCGGACUAUGACCAGGGUCGCCACGGAGGGCACAUCGAUGCAAAUUGUUGCCGGCGUCCUUUGUUGCCUUCUCUGUGUCUGCCUGGCCUGCGUCCCCUGCAUGGCCCACUGGUUCGAGGAGACCAACUACUUUUGCUCGAAAUGCCACAACAAAGUUGCCACACGGCCCGAGAGCGGCCCGAUCAUCGUUCACGGGCCCGUUGCCCCCGUGCCGUCUAAGCACGUGGCAUGA
Molecule: messenger RNA, 510 nt
Organism: Chaetomium globosum CBS 148.51
Lineage: Eukaryota; Fungi; Ascomycota; Sordariomycetes; Sordariales; Chaetomiaceae
Exons: 2
Coding region: 1-510 (169 amino acids)
Molecular function (GO): zinc ion binding
Source: RefSeq, a predicted model, not a curated record